This is a messenger RNA of Miniopterus natalensis, 1966 nucleotides long. The record is from RefSeq and is a predicted model, not a curated record. Lineage: Eukaryota; Metazoa; Chordata; Mammalia; Chiroptera; Miniopteridae.
CAUAUUGAUCAGAUGCUGCCUUCUUAAAGGUAAUGAAGCUGAGUCUUUGAAAAUUGAAAUGACUUUCCUGGCCCACACUCGUAAAUGGAGAAGACCGACGUCAACCGAAAUUCUGUUCAGCUCUAACACUCUUAGCCAAUUUCCAACUAUAUUGAUGUUUUAAGACAACCACCAAAAUGGAUUUCUUAAACACGUCUGAUCAGAACCUGACCUCAGAAGACCUAUUCAACAGAACGCCAUCCAAGAUUCUGGUGUCCCUCACCCUGUCCGGGCUGGCGCUGAUGACAACCACCAUCAACUCUCUGGUGAUCACUGCCAUCCUUGUGACCAGGAAGCUGCACCACCCGGCCAACUAUUUAAUCUGCUCCCUGGCAGUUACAGAUUUCCUGGUGGCCGUCCUGGUGAUGCCUUUCAGCAUUGUGUACAUCGUGAGAGAGAGCUGGGUCAUGGGCCAGGCCGUCUGUGACAUCUGGCUGAGCGUUGACAUCACCUGCUGUACCUGCUCCAUCCUGCAUCUCUCGGCCAUCGCCUUGGACCGGUACCGGGCCAUCACGGACGCUGUGGAGUAUGCCAGGAAAAGGACCCCCAGGCGUGCGGGCAUCAUGAUUGCGGUGGUGUGGACCCUAUCUGUCUUCAUCUCCAUGCCUCCUCUCUUCUGGAGGCACCAGGCAACCAGCCGAGAGGACGAGUGCGUCAUCAAGCACGACCACAUCGUUUCCACCAUUUACUCAACGUUUGGAGCUUUCUACAUCCCCCUGACACUGAUUUUGAUCCUCUAUUACAAAAUAUAUAGAGCAGCGAAGACCCUAUACCACAAGAGACAAGCGAGCAGGAUCGCCAAGGAGGACCUGAACGGCCAGGUGCUUCUGGAGAGUGAGCACAGGAGCUCCCGACUGGCCUCCACAGCCUGCGCGCCGGAGAAGUCUCUGUCCGACCCCUCGACAGACUUGGAUAAAACUCACAGCGCCGGGAAGACGCCCGGGGCGGGCUUCAGGCACGAGAAAUCCUGGAGAAGGCAGAGGAUCUCAGGCGCCAGGGAGCGCAAAGCAGCCACCACCCUGGGCCUCAUUCUGGGUGCAUUUGUAAUAUGUUGGCUUCCCUUUUUUGUAAAAGAAUUGGUGGUUAAUGUCUGUGAAAACUGUAAAAUUUCUGAAGAAAUGUCAAAUUUUUUGACAUGGCUUGGCUAUCUCAAUUCCCUUAUAAAUCCGCUGAUUUAUACAAUUUUUAACGAAGAUUUCAAGAAAGCAUUCCAAAAACUUGUGAGAUGCCGAUGUUAGUUUAAAAAAGGUUUAUUAUUAAAAGGUUGGGGGUUUUUUUGAGGUGAAGUACCUAAAUGAAUGCUAAGUGGUGAAACACUUAAACUUUUAGAAGGAAAUAAAUUAAAACUGCUAAAAUAAUAAGAAUAUAGUUUAUAUUUUAAUAGCAACAUGAAUAUAAAAUUUAUUGAUAUAAAGAUGUUUCUUUUGACCAUUGUUCUAGAGUACUCAAAAUUAGAAAAUAAUUUAUUGUAAGUAUUUUGCCUAUGCAAUGUUCAUAAAAGGCUAAGUGGAAAUAUAUAUACAUAUAUUAUUAAUAACAGCAGUUUUCUAGAUUUAUGUCUUACAAAUAUUAUAGAAGAGUGCUCAAUUAACAACAUGCCUCCUUCCAUAAUUUCUAUAGAAUCCUACUGUUUUAUUAUAUAAUUUUAUUAUUUAUUAAAAAUUAUAAUUCACCCUAAAGCACACAUUUCUCCCACCUAGCCACUCUUGUUCCCUGUCCGUCACACCCAGGGCGAUAGAGGAGGGGGGAAGAGCUAACAAGGACUCUUACUUAGUAUGACUAGAGGAAAUGUAAAAGUCAGAAAUUGAUAAUGUCUUUGCAUUUAGAUAGUAAAGAGCAAUCAUAAAGUGAGUUAGACACUACAAAAUAAUUUUAGAUACUGAACUUGUGCUUAUUUAACAUUUUAUUUUUGUUUAAUAUGAAUUCC